Molecule: messenger RNA, 1803 nt
Organism: Selaginella moellendorffii
Lineage: Eukaryota; Viridiplantae; Streptophyta; Lycopodiopsida; Selaginellales; Selaginellaceae
Product: BTB/POZ domain-containing protein At3g05675
Exons: 2
Coding region: 106-1614 (502 amino acids)
Source: RefSeq, a predicted model, not a curated record
AGUUUUGUUUUUCUAUAGUUCUCAUCAUCUAUCGUGGAUUGCAUCAUCGUGUGCCUGUAGCUCUCGGAAUUUUUAUCCAGGUAGCCAAGCUCUGAGCUGGACGGGAUGGCGAGAGGUCCAGAUAAAAGGAUAUUUCUCUUCGUCUCCAAACAAAAGAUUAGGGUAGAGUGGAUAAUGGCGAAGAGGGACGAGAUCGCGAGCGCCAUGGCCAGGAAGCGGCAGCGCGUAUCAUCGUCUGGGAGCGACAGCAGCCGAGUGGGGCAGAUCACAGGUAAUGGCUUCCCCGCGAAUCGAGAAGAUUGCGCCGGGGACGAGCAGCAGCACCAGGAGCAGCUGCAAGAACAGGGUUCCAGGGAUGUCAAGGUCGAUCCAGACAAGGCACGGAUCAUCUCCUUCGGCGAGGAAUCCUCCGCCGACGUCGUGGUGCAUCUCAUCGGGGACGAGGAGGAGAAUGUGCUCCAUCUCCACUCCCAAGUGCUCGCCAAAUCGAGGUAUUUCGCAGCGCUCCUGUCCGAGCGAUGGAAAGGCGACGAUCAGGCUUCCAUGGCGGCCGAGCAAGAGCCUCCAAAGACGCAUCUCAGGAUCGACACCACUUCUCCCAUGCCGGUCUACCUCGGGAUCCUCAGGCUCUUCUACACGGAGAAUUUCAGCGAGGCUAUCGUGGACGUCCAGUCCGCAUUGGCGCUUCUCCCAGUGGCCGCCGAGCUUCUCUACGACGACUGCAUGGCGCGGUGCUUGAAGUUCCUCGAGGCUGUUCCCUGGAGCAGGGAGGAGGAGCAGCAAAUCCUCCAGCUUCUCAACUAUCUCCAGCUCGAGGAGACGCCGGAGAUCAUCGCCAGGGUGAUCCCCGGGAGUGACAGCGCCGUGGAGACGAUGCUGAGCGAGCUCGUCUACGCCGCCACCCACAACCAUCAGAACGCUGCGAGCGUGAAGCUCUUCGUGGGGAAGAUCCUCGACAGCCACAAGUCGAGGGAGACUGUGAGGUUAGUCCUGGACAACGCUUUCAAGAAUGGGCUCAAGACGGUCAAGGACUCGGUGGAGGAGUACUCGAGCCCGAACGUCCGCGGGAGGCACGACGAGAUCGAAGCCAUGCAGCGGCAGAAUCUUCACACGGCGGUGGUGAGCGGGAGGCACUUGCUAUGGCUUGUGGAACGGAUGAUCGAGCUCAAAGUCGCGGAGAAUGCCGUGCUCGAGUGGAGCGAGCAGAGUUCCUUCACUGCCAACUUGAAGAGAGCUUUCAUGGACGACGUCUGGAGGAACAAUGUCCCCGGCUUGCCAGCGGUUCUACUCCGGUGCACAUCUCGCCUCGCUCAGGCCAUGGUCACUGGAUCCAUCCUAGUUUCCAGGGAGGUGAGGAAGAAGAUGGUGAGGGACUGGCUUCCAGUUCUCAUAACUUCCAAGGAGAACGCGGUGUCGGCGAACUGCAACAAGCAGCUCCACCAGAAUCUGGAGGAGGUGUUCCUCAAGCUCAUCUCGACGCUUCCGGUUGGCGAUGCUCAGGAGCUUCUCCAGCAGUGCCUGAGCUUCGCUUCCCGCGGGCUGGACGAGAGCUCGAACCUGGCCAUGGCUUUUGCGACGUGGUUCCGACGAGCAGGCGCUAGCGAAAACUCGUGAAAAGUGCGUCAAUGCUGGAUGGCGUGUCUUUCGUCAACGAGGAAGCUUUUAGCGUUUGUGGGGGUAAGCUUUUCGCUUUUGUACAGUCUCUUCUGUGAAUCGCUUGCAUGAAAUAUAGUUGAGCGCUUCGCUCAACAUGCGUUCGUAAGUAUAGAUCAUAUCAAGAACAAGAAGAAUCGUUUGAGCUUU